AUGGGGGUCACCGGCAGCUCGGAGAGCUCUCUGGGCCAGAGGCAGGUCCACUGGCUCCUCUCAGAGCCCUCACGCCUCGAGCAGGCCUUUGGCAAGCUUUGGCAGAAUUGCGCGCCCAGCGGCUCGCUGGUGGAGAAGCAGCUGGUUUUGGAGGAGAUCUUCAAACUCGUUGGCUCGGAGGUUCUGACGCUAGACCCGGAAGGGAAGGAUCCAGAGCUGAAGCAGACGCGCGCGGCGAGGCAGCUGAAGCGAGCGGUGGACAUCUUGCCAGACCCCAUGACUCAGAAGGAGGCUCUGAACCUUUUCCGCAACAUUCUACUGACUGUGCAGUCUGCCAUGAUGAUCAGCAACGAGCACGUUGCACCGGUCACUUUGGCGGACUCCCCACAUGCAGCUUCUUUGCCAGGCAGCCAGGGCCCAGAGGGAGACGACGUGCAGGCAACUUGA
Messenger RNA from Effrenium voratum, 447 nucleotides. The record is from the annotation of a GenBank genome assembly. NCBI's taxonomy places the organism in Eukaryota, Dinophyceae, Suessiales, Symbiodiniaceae.